This is a messenger RNA of Corticium candelabrum, 3498 nucleotides long. RefSeq lists its product as uncharacterized. Lineage: Eukaryota; Metazoa; Porifera; Homoscleromorpha; Homosclerophorida; Plakinidae. The transcript has 20 exons. The coding region runs from base 431 to 3340 and encodes 969 amino acids. The record is from RefSeq and is a predicted model, not a curated record. Gene Ontology annotation, molecular function: protein binding.
AGGUGGCACCUCGUCCUACCUUCUCGAGUCCUCGCAAGUCAUCUAUACUUUUUCACUUGUCGUCUGUGCGGACUCAAUUGACGGAUUGUUGUCGGCGUGAUCUCCAUUCUUAUUCUUCAAUUGGGUGUGAAUUUUUAUUAUUGCCUCUCUGCUAGUCCAGUCUCAGGAUUGCCAAAUGGUCACUCCAAGCAAAAAUAUUGUUGCUCCAGACAAAGAGAAGUGCUGGAAGUAGAAGCCAAUCUUGAUGACAUAUGGAUCAUAAACAAGAGAUCAUAAAACCAGAAUGUGUUUAUAUGUGUGACACUGACUGCUAUGAUCAUGUUUGGCAGUUCUAAACAAGAAAGCAAAAAAGCGUCUAGAGGAGGGACAUUAUGGUGAAGCCGUUAAGAUUUGGAAGUAUGUCAAGGGACUUGCCGAACAACAUCUUGAUAUGGAAGACAAACAGAGACUUGCCAUUCUUACUAAUUUGGGAGAUGCAUACUUAUCCAGUGGAGAGUAUGAGAGCGCUCAGCCUAUCUUAGAACAAGCUCUCAGCAUAGAAAGGAGACAGUUACAAGAAGAUCAUCUCCCACUAGCCUCAAUUUUGUUUUCUCUUGCACGCUGCUACUUUGUUCAAUCAAACUACAUCAAUGCGAUAGAAUUGUUGAAGGAGUGCCUGAUGAUACGUCAGAUACAGCUGCCACCUUAUCAUGUUGCAGUGGCAGGGACUAUGAAUGCACUUGGUGACUGUUUUAAGAGACUGGGGAAACUGUCUGAUGCUGAAAGGCUAUUACAAGGUUCACUUGCCAUUAUGAAAGUUGCUCUUCCAGGAGAUCACCUCGAAGUUGCAUCUACUCAGUACACUCUUGCUCAGUGUUUGGCCUUACGAGGUAGGCUAGUUGAAGCUAUCGAGUUGUUGAGAAAUUGUGUUAGAAUUCGUAAAAUGCUUCUUACUCCUCAGCAUCCUAAAGUGGCAACAAAUGUUAGUCAACUGGGAUACUAUUUAAUGAGAGUCGGAAAUUUGGAAGAAAGCGAAAAGUGCCUUAGAGAAGCUCUUGACAUUCAGCGACAUGCCUUACAUGACAAGCAUCCUUCUACAGCAAUAACUUUACAAUGGUUGGGAGAGUACCUCAUGACAACGGGACAGAACAAUGAAGCAGGAAAGGUUCUUUCCGAAGCUGUCGAUAUUAGAGAAACAUCUCUCAGUCAAGAUCACCCCACAAAAAUUGAUUCAUUGAUUUUAUGGUCACGUUGCCUUAUGAAUAUCACUGACUACACACGUGCUGAGCGUGCGGCACUGGAAGCUCUUCGAAUCAUCGACAUUAGCGAGCUGCCCAGCAACAGAAUUCAGAAAUCAGAAGUAAUGCGAUUACUGAGGCAACUUGCUGACUUCCAACAGUCACAGUCUGGUCACACAGUUACUCCUGAACAAGACAGGGAGCAAGUGAAAGAAGCUGAACAGCCAGAGGGAAGUGAGUAUGCAUUCAACAGUGAAAAGGCAUCAAUCGAGCAGCAGGGUCAUGAACAAUCUGAUCAACCUUUACCUGCACUGGGACGUCUCUCCAUUUCUGAUUUCUUGCAUCCAUUAUGGAUUGGUGGUACAUUGGAAUUGCUACGGAUUGGUAGCAGUGAUGGCUUGUCAUGCCACCAGACUGUUGACAGUGAGGGAGGGCAACUGAUUGCUGGCAGUGUCUGCAUUACUGUUCCACAGGGUGCUGUCGAAUCACCAACACAAUUCUCCAUUCACUCAUUCAUUCAUGAUAAGUAUAUGCCUCCCAUCUCUACUAGUGGCGACCAAGUGGCCAGUCCAGUCGUUUGUCUCGGUCCUCACAAUGUGUCAUUUAGCAAACCAAUCAAUGUGCGCAUCAAUAUCAUAGCUGAUGGGACUUCACCAGGCUGGUUGUUUACUCUAAUGAGAAGUGAAUCAUCUCUUGAUGAAACAGAGCGAAUAUGGCAUGGUGUGGUAGAGUAUUUUACUGAUACUCAGAAAGUGAAGUCACAUAUCCCAUUUAAUGCUAAGAGUUGGUCGUUUGAAGUGAGCAAGUUAAGUUGGUGGACGUGGAUCGCUCGUUUCAUCAAGAACCCAACUAUUCCAUUCAGAAGAAAGAUGGGAUGUGUAGUUCUGGGUCGAUGUCUUAGUCAUUUGUCUUGCAAAUGGUCACUGUCAGUCCAUAUGUUCAAUUCCUAUGAAGAAAUUGGGCAAGAAAUCAUUAAGAGCCAUCAAGCACAUGAAACGCUGCCUACUGCUCAGCUGUGUCCUGUGACAGAAUUCAUAGUUCGCAAGGAAGGGCAUGUGGUCAUCACACCUCAACAUGGCUCAGAGUGGUCGUUGUGUCGAGGCAAUGCAAAAGUACAGUAUCCAACCGAAUAUCUAUGGAGUAAAGCAUUUAAUCAUGAUCACUGCUUCACAUUUGUGGUUGAAGCAAAUGGUUCUCACCCUGAUAGUCUAGAUGUUCCUAUUCACGUUGAGUACAUUAGACAAGGCGAAGUGAAAUUGUGCGAAACCCUGUAUGCAGUUUCCAAGCUUCCUAGGACAAUCGAUCUUGCAAGUCCCAGUAUACCUUCCAACUUUCCAUCUCGAUCAAAUGAGGAACAACAAUUGUUUUAUUUUUGCAGUAAAGAGGGUUUACAUUCUUCUGGUCCUGCAUCUUUGUCAGCAGCUCCAAACAGAAAUGGUGCUCUAUCACAAGGAUUACUAAUCCAUCAAUUUGCAAAUGUGCAUACAGUCAGGCAAUGUGUUGUCAAUCCUAGCUAUAGUAGAGCUCAAGAACAAACCCCUUUGAAAAUUUCUCUUCCUAUUGGAAGUGAAGUUGAUCCUUCAACAGAUUGUACUCUUCGAUACUUAGAUCCUACCGAUCAGACAGUGAGAGAAGUGCAUGGACAAAUUGUGGAUAGUCGGACAGUAGAGACUAUCACUCCUGCUUGGCCACGUGCUGAUAGAGUAGAGGUUGUUGUGUUGUCUUCUGAUGGUCAAAGUCCCUUGAAAUAUCUUGUACAUGACUUUGUUGACACACCUUCAGCAGAGUUGAAACGUGACGAUGACAGCACUGCAGCAGCAGCAAGCCAAGAAGCAUACAAUGCGUGUGAUAAAUUGGAUCUAAACUCAAUUGUAUCAGACAAGCAAGUUUUCAAGGUUGGCAAAGCUGUCAGAAGUUAUUGGCGUGACAUUGGUAUUCACCUUGAAGUGGGCAUGGGAGAAUUGUCUGACUGUGAAGAAUGUUACUCUCGAAAUGAAGAUCGUUGUAUGCGUGUCAUGGAGCUAUGGAGGAAUAAGGUGAACAAACCAACGAUUGAAAUUCUCCUGGAUGCAUGCAGACAAGCAGGCGCUGGUGGAGCAGCAGAGAGAGCAUUGAAGAAUUAAGACAAAACAUCAAAAGUAAAGUUGGAUAGCACGGUAGUUACAGUGUGAGUUAAAUUUUGUAUUAGAAAUGUUUUCAAUGUUUUUUAUAAACUAUUGUCAAUGACUUUCUACUUGUUUCUAAGUUUCAUAUUUAGUACAUUUUAUAUCAAGGCUAUAAA